This is a messenger RNA of Musa acuminata subsp. malaccensis (wild Malaysian banana), 2152 nucleotides long. Its product is annotated as probable amino-acid acetyltransferase NAGS2, chloroplastic. Gene Ontology annotation, molecular function: L-glutamate N-acetyltransferase activity, acting on acetyl-CoA as donor. Gene Ontology annotation, biological process: L-arginine biosynthetic process. The record is from RefSeq and is a predicted model, not a curated record. NCBI's taxonomy places the organism in Eukaryota, Viridiplantae, Streptophyta, Magnoliopsida, Zingiberales, Musaceae. Gene Ontology annotation, cellular component: cytoplasm.
UCCGCUAGGGGGUUAACGGCAGAACGCAUUGUAGUACAUUUCCGUUCCCUCCCCUGAUCGAGUUUCUGAUUCCCUUGAACCCUCAAGCCCGUCGCCUGGUCUUGCCGGUUCUAGGGUUUCGCUCCUCCCUACCUCUCCGAUCUCGAUGGCCGCUUCUUGCUCCAAGACACUGAUCUCUCCCUCCGUCGGCGGGGCGCCUCCGCGCUGGAAGAGGACCCCGCCCCUCCGCCGGAUCGACGUCCGCCCCAGGCGUCGGAACGGCGUCGGUCGUCGAUCCCUCUGCAUAUCCUGCGGAAGCUCCGAUCCGGACGUGGAGAACGGCUUAUCCGAAGGUCAUGCCUCAAGGGAAAACGAGCAGUUCGUUGGGUGGUUCCGCCAGGCCUGGCCGUACAUUAGGGGCCACAGAGGAAGCACCUUCGUCGUGGUGAUAUCUGGAGAAAUCGUGGACAGCCGCAACUUGGACAGCAUCCUGCAGGAUAUAUCACUGCUUCAUGGUCUAGGGAUCAAAUUUGUUCUUGUUCCUGGAACCCAUGUCUUGAUAGAUAAGCUUUUGGAUAAGAAAGGAAGCAAGGGGAAGUAUGUUGGGCAGUACCGAAUUACUGAUUCUGAUUCACUGGAGGCAGCAAUGGAAGCUGCUGGGAGAAUUCGUCUUGUAAUUGAAGCGAAGCUUUCGCCGGGACCCCCUAUAUUAAAUCUUCGUCGGCAUGGUGAUCAUAGUCGUUUUCAUGAUCUUGGUGUUGGCGUGGCUAGUGGCAACUUUCUUGCAGCCAAGAGAAGGGGAGUUGUUGAAGGUAUAGACUUUGGAUCAACUGGCGAAGUGAAAAGGAUAGAUGUAUCUAGUAUAAGAGAAAGGCUUGACAGAGAUUGUAUAGUUAUAGUUAGCAACCUUGGCUAUUCAAGUUCAGGAGAAGUCCUAAAUUGCAACACCUAUGAAGUUGCUACUGCCUGUGCUUUAGCCAUUGAGGCAGACAAAUUGAUUUCCAUUGUCGAUGGCCAGAUACUUGAUGAACAUGGACGAUUUAUACGUUUCAUGACUCUCCGAGAUGCUGACUUGUUAAUUAGAAAGAGAGCUAAGCAGAGUGAGACAGCUGCAAACUACGUUAAAUUUGUUGGUGAAGAUAUUAAUUCUUCUGGCUAUCUUCAUUCAAAUAUAAGUGGUACAAUUUCAUGGAAGGAGAAAGACUUCAUUCAAAGUCACAGAGCAACAUUUCAGAAUGGUGUUGGGUUUGAUAAUGGGAAUGGAUGGUCUGGCGAACAAGGAUUUGCUAUUGGUGGCGAAGAACGGCUAAGCAGAUUAAAUGGUUACCACUCAGAAUUGGCUGCAGCAGCAUUUGUUUGCAAGGGUGGAGUUCAGAGAGUUCAUUUAAUUGAUGGAACUCUUGGGGGAGCCUUGCUUCUGGAAUUAUUUACCAGAGAUGGAGUAGGGACUAUGGUGGCUAGUGAUGUCUAUGAGGGAACACGGAUGGCUACAGUGGCAGAUCUUCCUGGUAUAAAGAAGCUUCUCCAACCAAUGGUAGAAUCAGGUGCCUUGAUUCGAAGGACUGAUGAAGAGCUUCUUUGUUCAUUGGAUUCCUUUAUCGUUGUUGAAAGAGAUGGUUCAAUUAUUGCAUGUGCUGCUCUUUUCCCUUUCUUCGAGGAUAAGUGUGGUGAGGUUGCUGCUGUGACUGUGUCUCCAGAGUGCCGAGGUCAUGGACAAGGAGAUAAAUUACUCGAUUACGUAGAGAAGAAAGCAACGUCUCUUGGACUAGAGAGACUUUUCCUGCUGACAACUCGUACUGCAGAUUGGUUCGUGAGGCGUGGCUUUUCCGAGUGUUCCAUCGAGUCCAUUCCGGAGCAGAGAAGGAAAAGAAUCAAUCUUUCGCGUGGAUCGAAGUAUUACAUAAAGAGGCUGUAUCCGGUGCUAGGUGGGGUUUCAGGCAAUAAGCCGGCCCACAGAAUUAUAUAGCUUUACCUGUUUAUUUUGGUCUUCCUUUCUACCAUAUUCAUAAACCUCAGCUUGCGGCGAUAGGUACAUUGGACAAAAUUAGAUGAAGAAUGUUCACGUGAUUGAUUGAUAUAGAGAGAUUGUGAGAUCUUCAUAUUAGGAGAAAUUGUUGUUGAUAAACUUGAUUACUGCAUGAUGAAUCAUUUUUUUAAAUAUCAUUUCAUAAUA